AGGAUGGUUUUUAUCUUCUCAAACAAACAAUAAAGAUAGAAAGGUUUCGGCGUUUUGUGUUUCUUUAAAUUAAACAUUAGGAGAAGAAAAAUUAUCGACGGCACUAUAAUAUAAUGAAUCAGCCCUGCCUUGAGCAUAUUUGCUGUUAGUCCUUACGAUAUUCUUGUUUGCUGUUGCGAAAGCGAACGCCUUUUUGAAUCGGCGUCAAUCGUUUACUGUCUCUGUUCGAUACUUCGCGUCGGUUGUACAGGUUAGAAAUGGCAGCUGCUACAGAGAAACCAGGCGGGGAUAUGUUUCCCAGAAUGGGCAGAAAUAUAUUUCUAUCGAACCAUCGAUGUCUGUCACCUAUGUCUCAACUAAAGAUUUCGCCUCAUUCGAGUAUGAAUCAAAGCGCAAGUGACCUGCCAUCACCAAUUGAUGACAUAGAUGAACCAAUCACCAUUGAAUCAGAGGCUCGAUCAUUGGCAAGAGAUUAUAUCAAAUACAAAGUUGAACCUACGCCAUCAUCUACAAAGAGUAAAGCAGCAAGAACACUUCGACGUGUUGGUGAUGAACUCGUCGAUAGACAUCAAACUGUUGUAAAUGCAAUGUCAAAACGUCUCCAUUAUAGUAAUCCUUCAAAAAAUCCAGAGCAUAUCGGAUUAACUCAUAACCAGCGUGUAUUUUUAAUGAUCGCUCAAGAAAUUUCCAAAGAUAGACAAGACAAUUGGGGAAGAGUUGUAUCCCUCUUUGUAUUAGGGGGAAUUUUAGCCCUCAAUAAUAUGGAAAAAGAGGGUGGUGAGGAUAUUGAAAACAUUAUUGAUUUUGUUGGAAAAUAUGUCGGAACACAUAAAAAAUCAUGGAUUGAAAAGAACGGCGGAUGGGCUGGUUUCAUCAAAUUUUUCGAUGACGGUGCGUCAGAAGAAAAGAAAGUUUGGAAAGGACUCAUUUAUGCUGGACUUGGAUUAGGUGCAAUCGCGUCUCUCGCCGUCGGCAGACAGUGAAUAAUACUACUUAUAUUCAUUUGGAUGUUGGAAGUUAAUUUAUUUUUGGCCAGGCUUUGUAAUUUUAACUCGGCUCGGCCAAGAAUGAUUUUAAAUCGAUCAUCUAAAUAUUUACUUGCGCAUUUCCAAUUGUUUCAUUGUUCAUUUAUAAUACUGUGUUUUCUGCAAUUUAUUUUUUUGCAAGUUCGCAAAUCGCAGUAUAAUGUGAAAUUUCAUCAAUGAAUACCAUAAUACGCAAAGUUCACUUGUCAGACUGCAAGAUGUUCUCUACACUUCAUCUUUGUAUAAAAUUCAAGAUCCGCAUUCUGAAAAUACUACACCUGUAAAAAUGAGAAUGAUCGCUAUUGAUCAAAAUUUAUGUUUACCAAUUUCAGUGUAAAAAUUGUGAUUAUAAAUUUGACUAGAAAAUUAUAACUUAUUUCGAAAAUUCUUUUUUUAUUUGACCUGCCUUUGGAUAUACAAGGUUAUUUCGAUUUACUUUUAGCAUCGUUUUUUAAAUUCUUUCAAAAAUGUUGAUCAAAUGAUUAUAACCGGUCAUGUAAGUAAAGAAUUUCUAAUUCGAUUUACACAGUGCACUUAUUUUCAUUUUUCCCAAGUGUACAUAUAAAAUUUCAUUUGACAUUAUUUCACUGUUGUGUUAUUUAUCAGCGGCCUGUGCUCUUUUAACCCAUCUAUGUAGCUAGCUGCUUGAUUUAUCAUGGUGCAACAAAGCAAGGCACUAUUACUUUUUACAUCUGAAAAACAGACUACAAGCCUGCCUAAUUGCAUGCAGUGAUUUUUCGUUGUUUUAGUGAAGUUUCCGUUACCUGUAAUCGCAUUGUUGUAAUUGAUAAUAUUGUGAAUUGAAUGGAUCGUAUUAUGGUUGUAACUGACACUAUCUUGUUUCAGUCUCAACACUUGACAAGCGUACUUUUUGAUACUUGGUGUCGUUGAAGGAUAUUUCGCUGGUGAUGUUUUAUGAAAAAUAAAAAUCGAAAAUCACUAA
Messenger RNA from Styela clava, 1968 nucleotides. RefSeq names its product bcl-2-like protein 2. Gene Ontology annotation, molecular function: BH domain binding. Gene Ontology annotation, biological process: regulation of apoptotic process; extrinsic apoptotic signaling pathway in absence of ligand; intrinsic apoptotic signaling pathway in response to DNA damage. The record is from RefSeq and is a predicted model, not a curated record. Lineage: Eukaryota; Metazoa; Chordata; Ascidiacea; Stolidobranchia; Styelidae. Gene Ontology annotation, cellular component: mitochondrial outer membrane.